AUGAUAGUCCCCCGGCACAAAUGCGGCGUUUGCUUGGCUGUGGUCAUUGCCAACGUGGCGAUAUGCAUGCUCGCGUUUCUCUACACCACGCAGCACUGGGAACUCGAAGGACUAGCCGUCUCCAACAGUAAACACCGCCGACCCAAACCCCCCAACCUUACGCUCACGGCCAGCGUGCCCAAGCACUAUGUCCCCACGGUCGAAAACGGCCGCCGUCUCCUCGUCAUCGGCGACAUCCACGGCAUGAACACGGAGCUGGGGAACCUCCUCGACCUGGCCAAGUACGACGCGGCAACCGACCACGUCAUCACCCUAGGAGACAUGGUCAACAAGGGCCCGGACUCGCGGGGCGUCUUGUCGCGCCUCAUGUCCCUGAAUGCGAGCGCCGUGCGAGGCAACCACGAAGACCGUCUCCUGCAGGCGCUGCGGGAGCACGGCGCACAGGCGGCGUCCGCCACCGCACAAGAAGACGCCGUGCUCGCCGCCCGCAAACGCGACAAGAAGAUUCUCAAGGUCGCCAAGACCCUGCUCCCAGAGCAAAUCACCUGGCUCUCGGGCCUGCCCGUCAUUCUCAAAUCCCCAGCUCUGCGCCUGUACUUUGUCCACGGCGGCCUCGUGCCCGGCGUCAAGCUGGACAAGCAGGACCCCUGGGCCGUCAUGAACAUGCGCACGCUGAGGUACUCCCAAGACGACGAACUUAGGCGACGUGACGGCCAUUCUAGCGCGCAGGCCGAGCCCGAAGACGAAGACGAAUACGACGACGACGACGACGACGAGGGCAGCGAGGUGACGCCGGCGCAAAAAGUCGUUCCCAUACCCAUCGACGACCACUCCGGCCAGAGAUGGGACAAGGCGUGGAACAAGUACCAGCGGAAAUUUGUCAAGAAGAGCCACCGCCGGACCGUCAUGUACGGGCACGACGCGAAAAGGGGCUUCACCGAGGGCCGGUACACCGUUGGUCUGGACUCGGGGUGCGCCGCGGGCGGCCACUUGACGGGCCUGAUUGUCAGGGCCAGGGCCCGCGGCGGAAUUUCCUACGACAAGAUCCAGGUCCCCUGCAAAGCUGCUUGA
This is a messenger RNA of Metarhizium robertsii ARSEF 23, 1071 nucleotides long. Its product is annotated as Ser/Thr protein phosphatase family. The coding region runs from base 1 to 1071 and encodes 356 amino acids. The transcript has a single exon. Gene Ontology annotation, molecular function: phosphatase activity; endopolyphosphatase activity. Gene Ontology annotation, cellular component: cytoplasm. NCBI's taxonomy places the organism in Eukaryota, Fungi, Ascomycota, Sordariomycetes, Hypocreales, Clavicipitaceae. The record is from RefSeq and is a predicted model, not a curated record. Gene Ontology annotation, biological process: polyphosphate catabolic process.